Messenger RNA from Fragaria vesca subsp. vesca, 2041 nucleotides. RefSeq names its product CBL-interacting protein kinase 2-like. Bases 509 to 1924 code for a protein of 471 amino acids. The transcript has 2 exons. Gene Ontology annotation, biological process: protein phosphorylation; signal transduction. Lineage: Eukaryota; Viridiplantae; Streptophyta; Magnoliopsida; Rosales; Rosaceae. Gene Ontology annotation, molecular function: ATP binding; protein kinase activity. The record is from RefSeq and is a predicted model, not a curated record.
CUCUCUCUCUCUCUCUCUCUCUCUCUCUCUCUCUCUCUGCUUCCAGCUCUCCCGAAUUGAGAUUUCUUCCUCAAAUCCAAGGUGAGGAUCUGAUAUAUUUGGCAGGCAGUUGGAAAAUUAACUGAUUGCUAUUCAGUUUCUUGUCCGCAUAAGUUUCAGCUAAUCUUCUUCAGUUUUCUCUGGGUUAUCAAAGAGGAAAACCUAGGGAAUGCUGAAAGAUGUGCUUCAAAGUUGAAAACUCUUCUUCAGUGAUUGGUGAGAGUGUAGCUCUGUUUGAGCUGCCCUUGUUUAUCAAGGAUGAGAUUGGACAAACUCACAGCCCUUCCUGCUUGUAUGCUCAAAUGCCGACUGCAGUAGUCAAUUUGAGGGGGUACCUCUUGUCAAAACAUUAUGUUGAUGAGGAUGGUUGAUCUCAUAGCCUUUUAAUUUCCUGAGAAUAGUUCCUAUAUCAUAUUCUAAGCUAUCAUAUACAAGUAAGUUCUACUGUGUACAAGAAUAGAAGCCAGAGAUGGAAAACAAAGGGAGUGUGCUGAUGCAGCGAUACGAACUGGGGAGGUUAUUAGGCCAAGGAACCUUUGCCAAGGUCUACCAUGCUAGGAACCUCAAAACCAACAUGAGUGUGGCCAUAAAGAUAAUUGACAAAGAGAGGAUCUUGAAGGUCGGGAUGAUUGAUCAGAUCAAGCGUGAAAUUUCUGUGAUGCGGUUGAUUAGACAUCCAAAUGUGGUGGAGCUUUAUGAGGUGAUGGCCAGCAAAACCAAGAUUUACUUUGUCAUGGAGUAUGUCAAAGGUGGUGAGCUCUUCGACAAGGUCUCCAAAGGCAAGCUAAAGGAGGAUGUUGCUAGGAAGUACUUUCAACAGCUCGUCAGUGCUGUUGACUACUGCCAUAGUAGAGGUGUAUACCAUCGUGAUCUGAAACCAGAAAACCUACUUUUGGAUGAGAAUGGAAAUCUAAAGGUUUCAGAUUUUGGACUGAGUGCCCUUGGUGAAUCCAAGCGCCAAGAUGGAUUGCUUCAUACAACCUGUGGGACUCCUGCAUAUGUUGCCCCAGAAGUAAUAAACAGGAAAGGCUAUGAUGGUGCCAAAGCUGACAUUUGGUCAUGUGGGGUGGUAUUGUUUGUUCUAUUGGCUGGCUAUCUUCCAUUUCAUGAUGCAAAUCUGAUGGAGUUGUAUAGGAAGAUUGGUAAGGGGGAAUUCAAAUUCCCUAACUGGUUUACUCCUGAAGUACGCAGGUUGCUGUCAAAGAUAUUUGACCCAAAUCCAAAUACUCGGAUAUCUUUGUCUAAAGUAAUGCAAUCUUCUUGGUUCCGAAAGGGGCUGGUCCAGAAACCUGCAAUUGUUGAAUUACCAGUGAAAGAGCUUGCCCCUCUGGAUGCUGAUUCCAUUUUUGGACCUGGUGAAGAUAACAAUUCUGUGACAGAGGCAAAGCAAGAAUUAGUGCAGAAGCCGUCUAACUUGAACGCUUUCGAUAUCAUCUCCUACUCCGCUGGCUUUGAUUUGUCUGGACUGUUUGAAGAGGCUGAACAGAAAAAAGAAGUGCGGUUUACAUCCAACAAAACUGCUUCAACCAUCAUCAGCAAGCUGGAAGACAUAGCCAAGCGUCUGAAACUCAAAAUCAAGAAGAAAGAUGGAGGGUUGUUAAGAAUGGAAGGGUCCACGGAAGGCAGGAAAGGGGUUUUGGGCAUUGAAACUGAGAUCUUCGAGAUCACCCCGUCUUUUCACUUGGUGGAGGUGAAGAAGUCUAGUGGAGAUACAUUAGAGUAUCAGAAGGUCAUGAAAAAGGAGGUAAGACCAGGUCUCAAGGACAUUAUUUGGACUUGGCAAGGGGAGCAACAGCCGCAGCAACAAGAGCCACCACAACCAGAGCAGCAAGAGCAACAACCUUUGACGCUCCCAGUUCAAGUAGCCUCUCCCCAGGAGGCAUAAUCCCAGCAAGGGAAGAUUGUAGUGAAUUUGAUUGUAGUAUUUCUUGGUUUAUUCUUGAGAAGCUUUAGUCAUUGUGACGAUUACAAAUCAUUAAUGCAUUAAUUUGAACUUGUUUUC